AGUCGGUGUUGUUAUGCUGAGUGUGCAUGCCUUCGCCUCACUGACAAGCUGGCCACGGCUAGCUUAAUGGGUUAGCAUACCUCGCUUCUUGCAUCUAUCCUCGUCAAGGUAGCCCUACUUAUACCAGACGUUGUCUUCAAACUAAGAGUGUCCGCCUCACUUGAGCGGUUAACUCACAUGUUUUCAUAAGUAUUGGGUUUAUUUUGAAAGUUUAUACCGGAAAUGCUUGUGUGGCCGUUGGGGACUUACAGCGGUUGGGCUCCUACUAUGCUGAGAUGGCAGCUAAUCUUUUGUACAACUCAUGAGCUGCGAAUAAAACAUGCCAUUCAGAUAUAGGGUUUGAUGUAGCGCAACGGCAAGUGGUUUCCCGCGUAAACGGCGAUUUUCCCCGGUGAGGAAUCGCUCGUGGUGCUGAAUUGCUACAGUUCUAGUAAGGAGGCUGAGCACGGGGAUUUCCUCGCCUGCUUGUUUUGUAAGCGGGGAGUUGUUUGCCACUUUCACAAGCAGGCGUUUAGAGGAGUCGUGGAAUGACACUGUGUAACUGGUUGCUUUUGUGAUAUACAGUUUGCCAAGACGUCGCGUGUCCACUGUAUGACAGCGCUUCUUGGUGGCUUGUCAACUCAUGCGCUUCUUGCUGUUCAAACCUGCUGCUUCAUCACCUCGUUGUGAAAAGGAGCAAGCGCAAGCCGAGGCAGCGGUUUAGCGAGACCAGACCAAGCAGCAGUAUAGGUGGACGCGGCUCUCGUGGCAUGACUACCAUAAACAAGGGAAACAAGGCCUUGAAGGUGAAGCGGGAGCCAGGGGAAAAUGGCACCAGCCUGACCGAUGACGAGCUGGUGACCAUGUCAGUGCGGGAGCUAAACCAGCAUCUACGGGGCCUGACCAAGGAGGAAAUCCUUCAGCUGAAGCAGCGGCGGCGUACCCUGAAGAACCGGGGCUAUGCUGCCAGCUGCCGGGUGAAGCGUGUCACCCAGAAAGAGGAGCUGGAGAAGCAAAAGGCUCUACUGCAGCAGGAAGUGGACAAGCUGGCAACAGAGAAUGCCAGCAUGAAGGUGGAGCUGGACGCUCUGCGUUCAAAGUAUGAGGCCCUCCAGAGCUUUGCUAGGACUGUGGCCCGCAACCCUGUCACCUCAGCCAGGGGACCUAUGGCCUCUGUCAUAGGACCACUCAUCCCCGGUAAAGGAGGUGCCACCAGCGUCAUCACCAUCGUCAAAUCCAAAACGGAGGCUAGGUCGUAGUAGCAGAAAGGGCGGGAGGAAGUUUUUCAAGACUAAACUAGUCAGUGCAUUGUAACAUGCCGCAGGACUACCUGUGUAAGUUCUCAGUUUCAACCCUUGACACUAACACUAACAAUAUGCUUCCCAAAUUCACUUUUAAAGCAUUACUCAGCAGUCUGUACCUGUCAAAUAGACAUUUUCUGCUUUAAAGUGACACAGUCAAAUUGUGGGCUUUAGGACAUCACAGUUAGUUGUUGAAGAAUAGCGACGUAUUGACAAUACUGAAACAUUUCAUAUAAAAAGCAGAUAGUGGUUGCAAAUACUCAAGAUAGCAAUAUUGAGUAGAAAAAGUACAAAGUGGAAUUAAAUUCAGACCGUUAUCGAUUUUUGAUAAGGUACUGUGUGUGAUGUGUCUGUUUCCUUAAGACUGAGCUCUUAAGACUUUUCCGUCCUAAGAAUUGGCAUUUGUAAAGUCUCAAAACAACGAUAUGUUUCAGACAUUAGUCCUCACCCCUAAACCAGUUUGGUUGUUAUUAUGCACUGACUUAAAUUUGGAUAAAUGACAACGGUCACAAGCUCUUGGUGUGGAUACUCCAAAUGUCUUCAUAACAGCCUGACUAACCCAAAACUAGUACAUUUUUGUUGGUCGCCUGUCAAGAAAAUAAUUGUGAAAUAAUGCUCCCAAAUCCAGCAUUCAUUUCUGUUUAUCUGUGACAGGCUUUAUUGAACUUGUCAUUAUCAAUAUGACUGGUAGAUGCAAUAAUAUACGUAUGCACUGAAAAUACAAAGAGGUCUUGCAUAUUUAUGGUUAAGUGGAGAAAAAAUAAAAAUGAUCAGCAGUUCUUAAUGAUAUUGUUCCAGAGCUGAGUGCCAUUCCAAUAUGACAAGAUUCUUUUACAAUAGCUGAAUACCUGAAUGUUAUAACAGUAAUAUCCUCAUGUUUUGUGGGGACAGUGAAAUCCACAAACAUUUUGAAACAUAAUUUUUGCUCAUAGAGAAAAUAUGUUCAAGUUGUUUUGUUUAAUAUAUAUAUAU
Messenger RNA from Etheostoma spectabile (orangethroat darter), 2252 nucleotides. RefSeq names its product transcription factor MafG. Bases 750 to 1238 code for a protein of 162 amino acids. Gene Ontology annotation, molecular function: RNA polymerase II cis-regulatory region sequence-specific DNA binding; DNA-binding transcription factor activity, RNA polymerase II-specific. The transcript has 3 exons. The record is from RefSeq and is a predicted model, not a curated record. Gene Ontology annotation, cellular component: nucleus. Gene Ontology annotation, biological process: regulation of epidermal cell differentiation; regulation of transcription by RNA polymerase II. Lineage: Eukaryota; Metazoa; Chordata; Actinopteri; Perciformes; Percidae.